This is a messenger RNA of Sclerotinia sclerotiorum 1980 UF-70, 489 nucleotides long. RefSeq lists its product with no specific name. The record is from RefSeq and is a predicted model, not a curated record. The coding region runs from base 1 to 489 and encodes 162 amino acids. The transcript has a single exon. Lineage: Eukaryota; Fungi; Ascomycota; Leotiomycetes; Helotiales; Sclerotiniaceae.
AUGCAAUCGUCAUUCUUCACAUACCUUGACAGAGGGCCUUACACUUUUUCCGUUGCAAUGACUUUGGUUUUGUUCGUUUUGACUCUGAUGAUGACAUUUUGGGCACCUCCCGCUCUAACUCUCGAUAUGCGAGCCUUCAAAGCUGUGCCACAAAACGAAGCAAGCUCUCUCCACGACUUCUAUUACUUUUACCAUUUGAGUUACUACUCAGGGAACUACGCCAUGGGAUCUGAUGACCUGGCGGAUACGAAACAGUUCUCUGCGGCAUCUGGCUACCAAAACGUCUCGAAGCCCAUGGAUAACACCUUGACCCAAUUUCCUCAAGAUCUGAAGAAUCGAUUACAGAGGAGCAGCAAGUCUACAUCUCUGACUUUCGCGAUUGCCUCGUCUGCUAUUGCGAGUCUUUGCAUUCAUAUCCUGGUCAACUUGGCAAUCAUUAAUUGGUGUGCGGAGUUGUGCGGUGCUAUCCUGAGGCGAUCAGGUACAUAA